Molecule: messenger RNA, 627 nt
Organism: Geodia barretti
Lineage: Eukaryota; Metazoa; Porifera; Demospongiae; Tetractinellida; Geodiidae
Source: the annotation of a GenBank genome assembly
AUGUCCAGAAUCCCGAGGAUUGGUGUCGGCGGGCCGGUGGGCUCGGGCAAGACGUCCCUCAUCGAGUCGCUGGUGCCACUGUUAUUGUCUCAAGGACUCCAGCCGCUGAUAAUUACGAACGACAUAUUCACCCGAGAGGAUGCCGACCAUGCCAAAAAAGCGCUGAACGCCGUGUUUGACACCGGUCGCAUUCGAGGCGUCGCUACCGGAGCCUGCCCGCACACGGCGGUGCGCGAAGACCCCAGCCUGAAUCUAAUAGCCGUGGAAGAGCUGACCAACGCUUACCCUGACUCCGACAUCAUUCUCAUCGAAAGCGGUGGCGACAACCUCACGUUGACCUUCAGUCCCGCGUUGGCGGACUACCAGAUUUACGUCAUCGACGUGGCCGCCGGCGACAAAAUCCCUCGCAAGCGAGGGCAGGGCAUCACUCAAACAGACUUGCUGGUCGUCAACAAAACCGACCUGGCUCCCUACGUUGGCGCCGACCUGGACGUAAUGCGUCGCGACCUUGCCACCGUUCGGGGCCAGCAGCCGUGGUUGUUCACCAACUGCCGCACAGGUGAUGGCCUGGAACCGGUGCUGGCUCAUAUCCUCGAGGCAAUGGAUGCUUCGCCAGCCCGUUAUUGA